AUGAGUGAACGGCUAUAUAAAAAAAUAAAAAGCAUGGAAUGCGAAUCGAACCUAUAUAUAUCUAAUAACAAGGUAUUAUUUGAAAGUAUUUAUAAUUUAAUAAAUAAUGGAGUACCAAUACCUAGCAUUUAUUAUACAAAUAACAAGAUAGUUGAUAAAGAAACAGAUAGAUAUGUUGUUACAAAAUAUAUUUAUGAUGUUGAUGAUAUUAUUUAUAAAUUGGAAGCACAUUCAAAAAUAAAUUUGGAGAAAUCUAUAAAUUUAAAAAUUCAAUGUUUGGAAGAAGAAUAUUUAAAAGAUAAUGAAGUGGAAGAUUCUUAUAAAGAUGAUAAAUAUAAUCAAUUAGAUUCUUUACAAAUAUAUGUAUCACAUACACAUUUUGAUUACAUAUGGAAUGAAUAUACUAUGCCAUAUUUUCUUAGUUGUUAUCAUGAUGAAGAUAAUUUUAAAAUACAUACACAUAUAUUAGAAAAAGAAGAAUUUGGAUAUGACCUACAAAUUGAAUUAUAUGAAAUACCAACAAAUCCAAUGCAAGCUUUUCAAAUAGCUAGCCAUUUAUCAAAAAUUAGAGAAGCUCUACAAUGUGGUCCUUUAAUGCAUUUUUUUUUAUCAAAAACAAAUAGUACAGAAAAUAUAUUUGAAAAAUUUAUUAUCAGAAAAAAUGAAGUUAUAUUUAUUUUAAAAAAAAGUGAUUAUCUCCUUGUGCUAAUAUCAAUACAUUUUGUAGAUAGUUAUGAUCAAUUUUUUAUUCUUGGAUUGUGUAAAAAUAUACAUCUAACUAAUAAAAGUAUGGAUUUAUCUGGAAAUCUCGAUUGUUCAUUUUAUACAGAUUUUCCUUCACACCUUAUUACCUCUGAAUUUUUUGUUUACAAUUAUGAAGAAGAUAUGCACAAUUAUGAACAAGACAAAAAUGUAGAUAUGGAUGAUAACAAAAAUGUAGAUAUGGAUGAUAACAAAAAUGUAGAUAUGGAUGAUAACAAAAAUGUAGAUAUGGAAAAAAUUUAUAAUAUGAACCGUUCAGAUAAUAUAAUCAAGCCAAUUAGUACAAACAUCGAAAAAAAUAUAAUUAAUGAAGAAGAUAAUUCAACAAAAAAUGAUGACAAGGAAACAUGGAAAGGAUAUAUAAAUAAUUCCUUUGAUGAAAAUAAAAUAGGUGAGGAAAUAAAAUUGAAAGUACCAAAUAUUGGAUUUAUUUCUUUAAAAAUGGAUAUAAAAUUAUUUAAUGGAUGUAAAGAUUUUUCUGAGCUUAUACAAAUAUCAAGUAGGAUAUCUCAUAUUAUUGUAUCAUUUCGUGAUUUUUUAAAUAACUCCUUAAUUUUACAUAGAAUCAAAACAAGAAGAAUGUUUUGA
Molecule: messenger RNA, 1350 nt
Organism: Plasmodium gaboni
Lineage: Eukaryota; Apicomplexa; Aconoidasida; Haemosporida; Plasmodiidae
Exons: 1
Coding region: 1-1350 (449 amino acids)
Source: RefSeq, a predicted model, not a curated record